Messenger RNA from Penaeus monodon (black tiger shrimp), 1254 nucleotides. RefSeq names its product sporozoite surface protein 2-like. Lineage: Eukaryota; Metazoa; Arthropoda; Malacostraca; Decapoda; Penaeidae. The transcript is spliced from 2 exons. The record is from RefSeq and is a predicted model, not a curated record. Bases 1 to 1254 code for a protein of 417 amino acids.
AUGAGGACAUAUCAGUGGCAACACUCUGCGUAUCCCUUCUGGCAUCACUCCAACUCUUUCUCCAACAUCCCCUCCAACUCCAACUCCUUCUCCAACAUCCCUUUCAACCCCAACUCCUUCUCCAGCAUCCCCUCCAACCCCAACUCCUUCUCCAACAUCCCUUUCAACCCCAACUCCUUCUCCAGCAUCCCCUCCAACCCCAACUCCUUCUCCAACAUCUCCUCCAACCCAACUCCUUCUCCAACAUCCCCUCCAACCCCAACUCCUUCUCCAGCAUCCCCUCCAACCCCAACUCCUUCUCCAGCAUCCCCUCCAACCCCAACUCCUUCUCCAGCAUCCCCCCAACUCCUUCUCCAACAUCCCCUCCAACCCCAACUCCUUCUCCAACAUCCCCUCCAACCCCAACUCCUUCUCCAGCAUCCCCUCCAACCCCAACUCCUUCUCCAACAUCCCCUCCAACCCCAACUCCUUCUCCAACAUCCCCCCCAACUCCUUCUCCAACAUCCCUCCAACCCCAACUCCUUCUCCAACAUCCCCUCCAACCCCAACUCCUUCUCCAACAUCCCCUCCAACCCCAACUCCUUCUCCAACAUCCCCUCCAACCCCAACUCCUUCUCCAACAUCCCCCCCAACUCCUUCUCCAGCAUCCCCUCCAACCCCAACUCCUUCUCCAGCAUCCCCUCCAACCCCAACUCCUUCUCCAACAUUCCCUCCAACCCCAACUCCUUCUCCAGCAUCCCCUCCAACCCCAACUCCUUCUCCAGCAUCCCCUCCAACCCCAACUCCUUCUCCAACAUCCCCUCCAACCCCAACUCCUUCUCCAGCAUCCCCUCCAACCCCAACUCCUUCUCCUGCAUCCCCUCCAACCCCAACUCCUUCUCCAACAUCCCCUCCAACCCCAACUCCUUCUCCAGCAUCCCCUCCAACCCCAACUCCUUCUCCUGCAUCCCCUCCAACCCCAACUCCUUAUCCAACAUCCCCUCCAACCCCAACUCCUUCUCCAACAUCCCCUCCAACCCCAACUCCUUCUCCAACAUCCCCUCCAACCCCAACUCCUUCUCCAGCAUCCCCUCCAACCCCAACUCCAUCUCCAGCAUCCCCCCCAACUCCUUCUCCAGCAUCCCCUCCAACCCCAACUCCUUCUCCAACAUGACUUACCUGCCAAACGUCACACAAAGUCCGCGCCCGCCAGCUUGUCACCUUGAGGAAGCACGAUCAGGUAGAUGUUGCAUCAUCAAUUGCAAGAUACCGUGA